Molecule: messenger RNA, 1173 nt
Organism: Aricia agestis (brown argus)
Lineage: Eukaryota; Metazoa; Arthropoda; Insecta; Lepidoptera; Lycaenidae
Product: phospholipase A1-like
Exons: 8
Coding region: 25-1098 (357 amino acids)
Molecular function (GO): lipase activity
Source: RefSeq, a predicted model, not a curated record
GUCAUAUAUCGUCAAAAUCUUGAGAUGUGUGCUCGUGCGACGGCCGCGGUGGUGUGCGCUCUGCUUUCCGUGUCGAUGGGGUGCGAGGACGAGGCGAAGCUGAGGUUCUAUUAUGGGUCUGUGGAGGACUACGAGGAGCUGCCGCUGAGCGCCGGCGCCGAGAUACUCGCCGGCGACUGGUACAACCGCACCAGGCCCACCACCGUCAUCACGCAUGGCUUCACCGGCGUGGCGGAGGGUCGCGCGAUGCAGGCUCUGGCGGGCGCGUACCUGCAGCGCGGACACAACGUGGCACUGCUGGCCUGGGAGUGCGGCGCCGCGGCGCACGGGCCCUCCUACGUCGGCUCCUACAUCAGCUGGGCCGUGCCCAACGCCAUUAAGCUGGGCGUGGAGCUGGCGGACGCGCUGGGGGUGCUGUCCCGCGCGGGGCUGGAGCUGGGCGACACGCGGCUGGUGGGCCACUCGCUCGGCGCGCACGUGUUCGGCAUCGCCGGCCACCAGCUCUCCCGCAGCGGUACGCGGCUGCCCUGUAUAAUCGGGCUGGACCCGUCGGGCAUGGGGUGGGAGAACCGGCCGGCGGCGCUGCGGCUGUCGGCUGGCGCGGCGGCGGCGGUGCUGGUGCUGCACACCGACCCCGACCGGUACGGCAUCCGCGGGCGCGCCGGCACAUUCGACGUGUGGCCCAACGCACGGCCCACGCGCGUGGUGCAGCCCGGCUGCACGCCGAGACGCGGCGGCAGCGCCAUGUUCUCCGACAAAGAUCUGUGCAACCACAACCGGAGCUGGCAGCUGGCGGUAGAGGCGGUGGAGCGGCCCGGCACGCUCGUGGCGCUGCACGCCCGGAGCUAUCGCGACUGGAAGAGGAGGGGCAGGACUCACAGGAGUGACGACGACCGGCUCAUCGACAUCGGGGAGUGCAACGAACUCGCGGUCCCCGGCAACUACUACCUGGUGACGCGGGCGACGGCGCCGUAUGGGCUGGGCCCGGCCGGCCUGCACCCGCGCGACACCCGCGCCCGCGCCCGCCCGCCCCCCGCUGACACCCGCGCCCCCACCGCCGAUGAUGCCUCGACCAGCAUAUCGUUCACGCUGGACUAGCGGCCCCGGUCACCCCCGGCAAUACUUUGUGCUACACCGGCAAUCCGAGUGUGUAGUAGCGGGUUAAGACGUAAA